Cavenderia fasciculata is the source of this 2913-nucleotide messenger RNA. It is a transcript of the gene gefS, whose product is annotated as Ras guanine nucleotide exchange factor. Lineage: Eukaryota; Evosea; Eumycetozoa; Acytosteliales; Cavenderiaceae. The record is from RefSeq and is a predicted model, not a curated record. Bases 1 to 2913 code for a protein of 970 amino acids. Gene Ontology annotation, cellular component: plasma membrane. Gene Ontology annotation, molecular function: guanyl-nucleotide exchange factor activity. The transcript has 8 exons. Gene Ontology annotation, biological process: positive regulation of GTPase activity; Ras protein signal transduction.
AUGGUAUUAUUCCAUUUACAACGAUCAACUUCACAAAAUACAUUUAGCGAGGUAUCAUUGGUUGGUAUAACAGCGACGUUGUUCCAACGCGAUGAGAAACAAAAAUGGAUUCCUUUCGAUAAUGCAAUGUGUCGAUUAGAGAUUUUAAAGAGCGACAAGGAAUUGAGAUAUAGAAUGGUCGCCAUUUCAAAUGAUAAUAGAUGUAUUUAUAAUAAAUGGGUACGAACCAAUAGUAGUAUUGCAAAAUGUAGCGAUGUCUUUUUAGAGACAAAACAAACUUCAUCACAAACCAACAAGACAGAAUCCAUAGGAUUAAAUUGCGCAUACAAAGAUGAAGUUGGAAAAUUUAUGGAAGUUUUUAACGAAUGUAUAAAUAGUCUACAAAAUGCUAGAUCAUCUUUACCAUCUGGUGGUGGUGGUGGUGGUGGUCUACCUUCAUCUGCUUCUAUAUGUGAAGAUUUAUCAGGACUAACAAUAUCAAUAUCAUCAAAUUCUGUAAAUUCACCACCAACAUCAUCAUCACCAACAACAACAACAGCCGGUGCCGAAACGGCAGGAACGAUUCCAAAUUUCCUUGAUCUUCCACUUCCUCCUCCACCUCCAACCACCCAAACCGGUGGUUAUUCAGCCGAUCAAGGUGCAUGUCACAAUGCCAAUGUGAUUGCAGCCAUGUCACUUCCACCUCCACCAUCUGCCAAUCUAUUGACUAUUAGUGGUGGAUUUUUCAGUAUGCCAGCCACCCCACAACCAUCGCCUCCACUAUUCUCAUCACUUCCAUCGUCACUCACAAAAUCCAACUCUUUUAUUCAACCUUCUGAUCGAUCGUCAGGCAGCAGUGGCACCAAUACGCCACCAUCUCUUGAUAUUUUCAACCCAACCAAAACCAUUACAACCACCACCACCACUACCACCACGACGGUCACUCGUAUCGGAGCCGCCACCGAAUCAGUCAUGAAAACAGCAAGUGGAAGAAAAUCACUACGUGCUCGUUCAACUGGCAAAACUCUAUCGAAAAAGGAAGGAUUAGCAAUCUCUGCUCAAAAUGUCGAAGGUAUUCAAAAUAUUGGUGAAAAUAUCGAAGAAGAAUCUCUAAAUCUUUUAGAUUUAGUAAAUGAACAAGUUGUUAAUCCAACUCAAAGUGUACAAUUAAUUAAUCAAUCAAUAACAAAACUAUAUGAACAUUUACAAAUUUUAUUUAUUUUAUGUCAAGGAGAAUCGACCAAAGAUCAUCAUGGAUUGAAAUUGAUUAAACAGGCAACCGAUAGAAUUUCGCGUGGACCACCAACAUUGCCAGAGAUUCAAGGCAUGAUUGGAUACAACUGGUACAACAAUGAAGAGAUUAGUUCUACAGUCUCUGGAUUCACCAAUCUUUUGUAUGCAAAGAAAUAUCUAGUGCCAACGAUUGCCCAUCUCUCCACAUCGGUUCGUGUCUUGGGUUUGCAGGCAUCGCUCGAGGCAGAGUGGAUGUCGAGAAACCAAGCAGCCGAGCCUGAAAAGGUGGUGGUUCAAUUGGCUGCCAUUUCUCGUGAGCUUUUAAAUGCUAUUGCUCGACUUCAAACUGCCACACAGGCCUUUUGUUCAGUGUGCAACAACAUUAAAAUCAAUGCCGCCGAACAAAAUAUGCACCCAUCUCUACGUGGUCGUAGUCCAUCUACUGCCGAUUUCAUCAAUGUCUGGGAUGAACAAAAACAACUUAAAGAUCAAAUACCAAAUAUUUCAACUACAACUGGUUUAAAAGCUACUCUUAAUCAAUUGGUCAUUUUAUUAACUUCUGAUUCAAAUUAUGAUUCAAAAUUCUUAAAAACAUUUAUAACUACAUAUCAAUCAUUUGCGUCACCAAAUUUAUUAUUUACAAAGUUGGUUGAAAGAUAUACAGUUCCAGAAUGGUAUACUACCAACAAACAAAAGAUUACAACCAUUCAACAAAGAGUGAUUGUAGUUUUGAAAUAUUGGAUCGUCAAUCAAUCAUCGGAUUUUGAUCAAGAAUUGGUUGAUCAAAUCUAUUAUUUCAUUGAUAAUACUCUAAUCUCUGAUGGUUAUGCUGAAUUAAGUAAAGCACUUCGUGAAAUGUUAAGCAAAUUGUUGGAAGAUAGAGAUGUAAAAUUAGAAUUAUUAUUCCAAAUGCCACCAAGAAUACAAUUCCAAGAGGAUAGUAUUUUAUCACCAAUAGAAUUAUUUUUCGAAUGUAGUCCUCAAUCGAUUGCUCAACAAUUAUCAUUGAUUGAUUUUGAAAUAUUCAAAGAUAUCGAAGCUCGUGAACUUUUAAAUCAAAACUUUAACAAACCAAAAAUGAAAUAUAAAGCUCCAAAUGUUAUGAGAAUGAUUAAUAGAUCAACUCAAUUUUCAUUUUGGGUAGCAUCAUUAAUUGUAAUGGAAGGUAAAAAAGAAAAGAGAAUUAAGAUUUUUGAAAAGAUUUUGGAUAUUGCAAAAUAUUUAUUGAAAUAUAAUAAUUACAACACUUUGAUGAGUCUUGUAGCAGGUCUUGCUCUUACGCCAGUUCACAGAUUGAAAAAGACUAAAAAGAAACUAUCAUCUUCUGCCAUUUCAAUGAUGGCCGAAUGUGAAAGAAUAUUCUCGUCAAAGAAAUCAUUCAAAAAUUAUCGUGAAGUAAUUAGUACUGUUACUGCUCCUUGUAUUCCUUAUAUUGGUAUUAAUCUUACAGACCUUGUAUUUAUUGAAGAAGGUAAUCCUGAUUUGGUUCAACAAGAUGGAGCUAGUUCAUCAUCGCUUGGACCAGUUCUCAAUUUCAAAAAGAGAGAAUUGUUCUAUCAAGCUUGGAGCGAUAUUUCACGUUUCCAAGAACAAGGAUAUACUUUCCAAACUGAAGAACCACUCAACACAUUCUUACUUCAUCUUCCAGUAUUAGAUGAAAAGGAUUUAUAUGAUUUAUCAAUACUUGUUGAACCAAGAUAG